UGAGAGCAGCUGCAGCAGCGUGCGUCUGCUGGAUGCGGUCACACAGUGUUGAGUCUCAAAGGUUUCAGCUGGAGAGCCACGGACUAGAGUUCGACUACCGGGAUACCGGCAAAGCCAGACUGAGAAAUAACUUUGUUUUUCUGGGAGUUUUUUUUUUUCACGGAGAAGUGAAGAGACAAUCCACAGCGAUCAGUUUGGAGUUGAUGAAAAAGUCAAUAAGUCCCGCUCUUGGAGACACCAGUGGAAUAUGAUUUGAAUCAAGGGAACAUACAGCGCUGUUGCACGCGAACAGGAUGAAUCGCCACUUGCUUCAUGCCGUCAUGCUGCUGUGGGCCUUGUGCCCCAGUGCGCAGUGCCAGUGUGAUAAAUCAACCAACAAACUCAACCUCUCAGUCACCUACAAUCUCCCAACGUUCACUGCAGACUUCCCCAUCCAGAACAUGGUCACGCUAGAUGGAAUUAUCUACGUCGGGGCUGUAAACAGAAUCUAUGCCCUGGCCCCGAACCUCACGAAGCUGUCGGAGUACCACACAGGGCCGCUGUUUUCCAACCAGACUUGUGGCCAGAAACUGACCGGCACGACUGGCGGUGGAAGAGUGGACAACCACAACAUUGCCUUGGUGGUGGAGAACAUUUACGACAAGGGUUUGUACAGCUGUGGCUCGGCAGACAAUGGUGUUUGCCGCCGUCAUGUCCUGGAUGAUGAUAUUAGCCCAAAAACCGUUGAUGAGCAGGUCUACUGCUUCGCCAACAAGGUAAUGCAAGGUAAGGGCCAACCCAGCGACUCAGAUGUCGUGGUCAGCCCUUCAGGCUCUCAGGUGCUCAAUGUGGAGAGCAACGUCAUCAAGUUUUUUGUUGGGAACUCUGAGAUCCCAGGUACAGGAAACAUAACGGGCAAUUCAACACACCCCCAUACCAUUUCUCUGCGGAAGAUGAAGACAAGCCAAAACGGCUUCACUUUCUUCUCCAACCACUCAUACAUGGACCUGAUUCCACCUCUACGUGGAAACUACUACCUGCGAUACGUUUACUCCUUCCACAGUGGACCCUUCACCUACUUCCUUACAGUGCAGCGGGUGAACAGGGACUCCCAGGCCUACCACACCCGAAUAGUCCGUAUGUGCUCCUCAGACCUUGUGAUCCGCCGUUAUGUGGAGAUGCCCCUUGAAUGCAUCAGCACAGAUAAAAGGCGACGACGCUCCACGGAAGAUUUAAAGGUAUUCAACAUCAUCCAGGCAGCCCACGUCACCAAGGUGGGCAAUGACAUUGAACUUCAGAAGCAUCUGAAGGUAGAAGCGGGUGAUGACGUGCUGUUCGCUGCCUUUGCCCGGGGAAAGCCGAACUCUCCGGAGCCGACCCCUAACUCAGCCGUCUGCGUCAUGUCCCUGAAACACAUCAACAAACUGUUCAAGCUGUACAUGCAGAUGUGCAACACAGUAGACCCAUAUCACUUCACUGGAUCAAACAAGAAGUCCUGCUACAAUGUGACUUCAUCGGAUGAAUGCGACCCACAUGAAGGAAUCCAUGAAGGGAAAGAGGGCAAGUACCACCUGCAGGUGACCCAGUUUGUCCAAAGGUUGGAGUACUGGCACAAAGAUUUGACAAACACCUUGGUUACCUCUAUCACGGUGGUGCCAGUCCGUGGCCGUGCAGUGGCAUACCUGGGCACCGCCGAUGGACGGCACAUACAGGUGCUGUGUUCCCGAGUUGCCUCUCCCCAUGUAGACAUCCGCCUGGACUCGAGACCCGUCUCCGCCAGUGUAACGCUGCUGGAUGCUGACCACUCUGAGGGAGCCUUGCUAAUGGCCACAGGAAACAAGAUCACUAAGGUCCCUCUGAUUGGCCCCGGCUGUGAUCAGCUGAGCACCUGUACUUCCUGUUUGCUGUCUUCGCGGGUGACAGAAUGUGGCUGGUGUGACGGUCGCUGCACUAAAGCCAACCAAUGUCCCUCCACCUCCCUCUGGACCCAGGAGUACUGCACACCUAUCAUCACCAAGGUUUUCCCGACCUCUGGACCAAUACGAGGCUCUACAGUGGUGACAAUGUGCGGGCACAACUUCGGUUUCGACAAGACAGAGAACUUCAAUGCCGCUCUGGUAACAUUGGAGGUGGCAGGAGCUCUGUGCAAACUGCCCAAACAAGACAGAAUCAACAGGUGGACUGAGAUUCAGUGUUCCCCAGUGUUCAGUGGGAAUUUCACCCCAUCAGGACACACAGUGAAGGUCACCAGUGGCCACAAGGUAGCCAAGAUGGAGGGCUUCACCUUUGUGGACCCGGUGAUUGAUGAAAUAUUCCCGGCAUUUGGGCCCAAGUCGGGAAACACCAUGCUGACCAUCAGAGGAGCCUUCCUGGACACUGGAAACAAACGAGAGGUGAUGAUAGGAAAAGCAGCCUGUAAGAUCCAGAGCUUGUCGUCUAACAUGCUGACCUGUAAGACGCCUCCACACGCUUUUCCAUCCAAGCAACCCGUGAAGCUGACGGUGGAUUCGGUGGAGCGCCUCGCCCCUGUCCUGUUCACCUACAACCAAGAUCCCAUCAUCAGCAGUAUCCAGCCCUCGCGCUCCUUCGUCAGCGGAGGCUGUACGGUGGCGGCUCAUGGCUUCCACCUCCAGUCCGGCCUCCAGCCCCAGAUGGUCCUCACCACCGGUCAGGAUGCUGAGGUGUUUCAUGUGAGCUGCGUGUAUGGUGAGAACCGGACGUCCAUUCAGUGCACCACGCCUUCUCUGGCCAAACUGGCUCUGCAGCCGCCCGUCGUCACCAAGGUGGCGUUCGUCCUGGACGGCUACUACACGAAUCAGUGGGACCUGAUCUAUGUGGAGGACCCCCUCUUCCAGGACCCAAAGCUCACCUCCAAGGACAACAAAAGCAUUGUGGAGCUCAAGGGUGACCGGAUGGACAGGGAGGCAAUGAAGUGUCAGGUUCUGACUGUUUCCAACCACAGCUGUGAGAGCCUGACUCUGGUCGGAAACACUCUGGAGUGCACCGUUCCCACCGAGCUGCAUGCCACCCCCGCCAAGGAGCUGCAGGUGGAGUGGCGCCAGGCGGACUCCAUCAGGCAUCUGGGCAAGGUGACGCUGGCUCAGGAACAGGACUACACAGGCCUCAUCGUGGGCUGUGUGUGUGUUAGCCUACUGCUGCUGCUGCUGGGAACUCUGCUCAUGUGGAGGAGGAACAAACACAUUGAUGAUCUGUCUGAGGUGUGGUAUGAUGGCCGGGGUCACAUCCAGCAUCUGGACAGGCUGGCUAACGCGAGGAGCGUCAGCCCCACUAACGAAAUGGUCUCCCACGAGUCAGUCGACUAUAGAACAACCCUGCUGGAGGAUCAGGGCACUGACAGGCCAGAGACAUGCCGGGCGGCUCCUCCCAUCUACGGAGGCAACGGGGAGCUGCUGUCUCCCAGACGGGGGGCACUGGGACCUGGGAUGGGUCUGGGAAUGGGAAUGGAGGGGGAACUGGUGUCACCCCUACUGAUGGCCCCGGUCCACAUCGACCCAUCCUGCCUCCACCCAGACCUGCUAACUGAGGUCCAGCACGUGGUGAUUGCCAGGGAGCAGCUGCUGCUCCACCUCCACCAGGUCAUUGGCAGAGGUCACUUCGGCUGUGUUUUUCAUGGAACUCUGCUUGAGCCAGAUGGGCAGAAGCAGCACUGUGCCGUCAAGUCCCUUAACCGCAUCACAGAUCUGGAAGAGGUGUCCCAGUUCCUGAAGGAGGGGAUCAUCAUGAAGGACUUCAGCCAUCCUAACGUUCUGUCUCUACUGGGAAUCUGCCUGCCGCCAGAGGGCUCGCCACUGGUGGUUCUGCCGUAUAUGAAGCAUGGCGACCUGCGCAACUUCAUCCGCGAUGAGGGACACAACCCGACAGUGAAAGACCUGAUGGGCUUUGGGCUGCAGGUGGCCAGAGGGAUGGAGUAUCUGGCCAGCAAGAAGUUUGUCCAUCGAGACCUAGCUGCCAGGAACUGCAUGCUGGAUGAGAGCUACACAGUGAAGGUGGCAGACUUCGGUCUGGCUAGAGACGUUUAUGAUAAAGAAUAUUACAGCGUCCACAACAAGAGUGGAGUCAAGCUGCCAGUCAAAUGGAUGGCUCUGGAGAGUCUGCAGACACACAAGUUCACCUCCAAGUCAGACGUGUGGUCAUUUGGCGUGUUGCUAUGGGAACUAAUGACCCGUGGAGCCCCACCAUAUUCUGAUGUGAACUCCUUUGACAUCACCGUGUUCCUCCUGCAAGGGAGGAGGCUGCUGCAGCCCGAGUUCUGCCCUGACGCCCUCUACACGGUGAUGAUCGAGUGCUGGCACCCAAAGCCGGAGCGGCGUCCCUCCUUCUCCGAGCUGGUGUCACGCAUCUCCGCCAUCUUCUCAAGCUUCAGCGGGGAGCACUACAUCCUGCUCAACACCACCUACGUCAACAUCGACAAGAUGAGCCCUUACCCUUCCCUCCUCGCCUCCUCCACCACCACUGCUUCCUCCUCUACAUCUUCCUCAUCCGACUUCACCUCCACGUCCCUGCCAACCCCAUCCCCCCUCUUUUGCCACGUGGAGCGAGACUGCUGCACCUGAGGGAGGAAAAUGGAGGGAAGAUUGGUGGAAAAAGACUCAGAAAUUGAGAAAAAAAGAGCAAGGAAGAAAGCAGUGAGAUGAUGAAGAACUACUGUAUAUACUUGCCAAACACUGGACACUGUAUGCUGAGGGAAAACACGGACAGUUUUAGGAGCUUUGACCCAAUGUACAUAGAUCAUCGACCUUCUUGAGCAUCCCUGAACGACAGUUCUCCACGAACUACAGGGCUGACCUUAUCGACCUCGGCCAACCUUUCCGACCUUUCAGCGACCCCGGGGAGUGUAAGGUCAGCCUUCCUGCGUCCUCGACAAGACAAUUACAAGGCCCAGGAACUCCUCCUCGAAGACUCCCAACGGACAAAGCCACUGUCACAGAAGCACAACACUAUUCAUCAAACACCCAAAAAGUCUCAUUGACUGCUGCGCCCACACAGGGAGAGGAUAGAUUUUAUGUUUCCGCUCUCCUCUGGGUGGCUUGAGCUUCGAUAUGCGGAUGUGGCACGGAACCGUUUCACUGCCUGUAAUGUGAAUGUUUGACUAAUGGCCAUGUAUUGUGUCGUGUAGAAUAUGUCACACCUCCACACGGCAAGAAAAAGACUAUAUGCCACCCUUGCAUGCCCCGUGCAGGCACUCAGAGAGAAUGAAGCAUGUUUUUGACAGAUUGUGGUGCCUCGGGUAAGUAAACCAAGGCUUUCUGGAAGUGGGUAACAGGGGGAAGGGCAGCGUAGGUGUGGGGUGGGAAAAAAAAAACUGCUGCCUGUGUGCAGUACACUGGAUGCUUUAUUUGUAUAAUUAUCUUUGGACGUUUAGCUUUUGAUUUGCUUGGAAAAAAAACUGGUCUCGCAGCCUCGUCGUGAAUCACCUGUGUGAAAGCCCCAGAUGUUUCCAAGUAAAAAGGGUUAGAAUCGCCUGGUAUUUUCCUUUUAGUUUUUUUCUUUUUGUUUUGUUUUUUAAACCUGAAACGUCAUGUCAGUACAGUACAACUCUAACAACAUCCACACGCUUGAAAGCUUUGAGGUUUUCUUGGAAAGAAGAAGGAGAACAAAUGAGAGCCGUGUACUGCGUUUUUUCUGUCAAUUGAUGAACUGUCCGAGCCGCUUAUGUGUGUCAGUUCUUUUGUCUGUUUUGUAUGACUUAUAUUUUAUUGACAGAGAACAUGCCGUAACUGAUAAAAUGAUACCUUGCAGUUUGCAGCCAGACUCAUGUUUGGUUCAUUUAAUCAGAGACCUAAAAGUAACUCUUCAGCAUUUUAUUAAAUAACCUUUGGUCAACAUUUCAACAAAGAGUUUCUUGUUCCUUUCUGGAAGCCUCAAGUAAAACUUUUACCUCAGAAGGGUCCCUGCGUUCCUCUGGCUUCAAACCAGCAGUAUGUUAUUAUGUGACUAUCAGUGACAGCUGUGUAUCACUGUAUCUGCAUUAAGCCAUUAUGAAGACAUAUUCUGAUGUUUAAAGAGAACUCACAUCACAACUCAAAAUGUACAAUUUACAUGUUCGUUGACCUUUUUUAAAAGCAUGCUUUACAGUUUUAGUUUAUGUAUCUAUUUUUCUAGGCAGACACUGGCUUCCAUUAAUUUCAGCCCAGGAUGAAACUCAGAUUAUUUAAACCUACUACAAGGAGUUUUAAACUGGUCAUGAAACAAGGCAGUGGAAACACUAACGCUUCAGUCCACAGGAGCUGCCAGAAUAAACAGAGUGAAUUGUAGCUUCUUUAAACUUUCUUGUGUUGUGUAAUCCAUCAUAUUCUACAUAACGUUCACACAUUAUUAUUAUUUAUAUAUUAUUGCUGUGAGGUAAUGCAGACUACGUUAUGUCAUAAUGUAAUGUGCCAAUUGAUGAUCAUAUCAAUAAUGGACUAUUAGACGAAUGCCAAUUGCUGAGGAUAGCAGAUGCAUCAUGUAUUGAAUGAAAAAAUCAGUUUCCUGUAGUAAUCCACUACUAAUCCUCAAUAUGAGUUUUACAUUUAUGACUGAAAUAUUAUUGAAAAUAGCCAAAUGUCUGCUUCCUUCAGCACAUUUAUAUGUGAUAUACUGUGAUGGAUUACACAACUUAAGUAAGUUGUCUGAUAUUCAUAUUGUACAGGAAUGAAUGGAAACUGAAAUAUAAGCCUGGUUAGCUGUGAUGCAGAGUAAACAGUUUGUUGCUAAUGGGCUAAAACUUUCAAACCACUGCUGUGGUCAAUGCCCCCUUUUAUGUUUGCUUUGUGUAGCAGAUUUUGUUUUGUUUUUUGUUUUUUUUAAAUCUGAAUGGCUGCUGAUGUGACUGGGCCAUUGACGGACAGGUAUGAAUGUUUGCUAUGACAAGAAAAUUGCUGUACUAUAUUUUUGUAUUGAUAAUUAGCCUCUUCCUUAAACCUGGUCCAGCUGGAAGACCAGUGGUGAAUGAACAGUGCCAUGAACAAUGAACACAGCCACCUAAUCAAUCCAAGACAAACCACUGCCAUGUUGUAAAUAAAGAGAAGGGAUUGUGAGGAGCUGCGCAUCUGUCUGACAAACAUGUGAUAUGCUCCUUUUAGCUUCUGAUCAUUACAGUGCUAAAUCAUUGUGAAAACACCUCACACCCCAUACGAAACUCAAGAAAAGACUGCUGUCACUUUGAUCAUGUGAUUCUCCACCACUUUGCCUGUGCUUAACACUGUCUGUUCUGUGUGUUGGUGUAUGUAUGAUUUUGUUGUCCAUAAAGAAGGUACAUGUUGCUAUGUAAUGUCCAAUCAACUUUGUCAGUGUAAUAAAGCUAUACUAUCAGAGUCA
Dicentrarchus labrax (European seabass) is the source of this 7299-nucleotide messenger RNA. RefSeq names its product MET proto-oncogene, receptor tyrosine kinase (gene met). The coding region runs from base 294 to 4553 and encodes 1419 amino acids. Gene Ontology annotation, biological process: positive regulation of kinase activity; cell surface receptor protein tyrosine kinase signaling pathway; multicellular organism development. Gene Ontology annotation, cellular component: membrane; signaling receptor complex. Gene Ontology annotation, molecular function: ATP binding; transmembrane receptor protein tyrosine kinase activity; protein binding. The transcript has 21 exons. The record is from RefSeq and is a predicted model, not a curated record. NCBI's taxonomy places the organism in Eukaryota, Metazoa, Chordata, Actinopteri, Moronidae.